Adineta ricciae is the source of this 723-nucleotide messenger RNA. NCBI's taxonomy places the organism in Eukaryota, Metazoa, Rotifera, Eurotatoria, Adinetida, Adinetidae. The record is from the annotation of a GenBank genome assembly.
AUGAACGAUCUCGUCUUUAUUCCAUCGAAUACAUUACCAAAAGUUAAUAUUGAUCCAUUAAGAAGAGAUUGGAAUGAUUUUCAACAUCUUUCAACUCAAGGUCGUUAUAUUACACCCAAAGCGUUUGCUGAAUUUCGAGCACCACGUUAUAAAUUAGCAUCAGUAAAAAAACAACUGUACAAUCCACACGUUCCAACAAUUCGACAUAUCGAGCGUGAUGAGGUUUUGUGUCGCUUACCGGAUGAACAUUGUCGUCAUACCACCUCAUUUACUGAAGAACAAUUUCAGACCUUUGACCCGACUCGUUCAGGUUCAUUUGUUGAAUUUUCUGGAUUAAAUUGGAAUAAUACAGGUAAAGCCUUGAUGGGCUCAGAGGAUGCAGCACCACUACAAUCGACAUCGACACCAGCCUUCGGUCAAAGAUUACGACCAGAUAAAUCGCAAACGGACUCCUGUUCAAUUCAAAAUCAAAUCUAUCGCAGUCCGUCGUUUUCCUGUUCAUCAUAUUCGCCAUCAUUGAAGAAACCAGUUAAGUAUAGUUAUAGAAAUUACGGCUUGGGAGUCUAUGAUGAAACACCUAAAAGUACCAUGUGGCCACGAUAUCAUAUGAACACGAAAAACACCUUCGAUUCCAUUAAUCGUUUACCUUUGCCGAGUCAAAUGCAAGGUAUUUUUCGUUCUGCGACAAUGUAUAAUGGUAUUUCCAAUGCUCCAUGGAAAUAA